AUGGUCGUGCAGGAGUCGCAACAGCGCCGACUUGAAGGACCCCAACCCGCACGCACGCCUCAAUCUCAACCUCCCAGCCUACACCAUCACCAUUCGCUGCAGACACCUGUUCCUGCCCAUAUGUCCCAACCUCACACGAUGACGUCGCAACCCGGAGGCCGACCCCCUCUCGACCGCGCUCAUACGUUCCCUACCCCACCUGCUAGUGCGUCGAGCCUCAUGGCUAUUACCAACCAAGGAAACUCCUAUGAGUGGAACCAAGGAAUGAGCUCUGGGGUUCCCAACUCCCAGCCUCUAUCUAUCGACACCACCUUGUCCAAUGCACGAUCGAUGCCGACGACUCCAGCGACGACGCCGCCUGGGAAUAAUCUGCAGGGAAUGCAUUCUUACCAAACCCAGUCCAGCUACGAUUCAAAACCGUAUUCGGCAGCCCCUCCAGCACACCCUCACUAUGCCACUCAACAGCCAAUGACCCAGCAGGCCAUGGCUCCGUACGGACACUCAAUGCAGACCAGCUCUUAUCUCAAGGGUGAUAUGGCACCGCCGUCGUCCGGUCGUGCUUCGGCAGGGCAACCGGAGCCGGAACCGGCCGACGUAAAGCCCGAGCGUUACGGGCAAAGUGGACAUGUUGGCAGUGCAGCCUCAGAGACGGAGCAGGACCCGGAAUAUGUGCAGCAUAACAGUGGCUACAGCCGAGACGGGUUCGCAUACUCGUAUAGCGCAAACCCUUCCGUCAAUGGUUUGCCCGGCGAUCACUCCCAGCUCACGCCUGACAUGACAGGCUCGCCCUCGCAGCAGAACGGAUCAGGUCGGAUGACUCCUCGCACCAGUGGAGCCGCUCCUCAAUGGGCGCCGGGGUACACCACACCUCCGCGAUCUGCGGCUGCUAGCAGUCUGUACAACAUUGUCAGCGAUACUCGAGGGACCUCUGCGACAAACGGAGCUUCAGACAACUACGCCGUCGCGUCCAAUUCCGGCUACUCCACCGGGCUGAACGGCUCUCUUGGGUCUAACAAGCGUAUGCGCGAGGACGACGAUGACCGAAUUGGUCGGCCGGACAGCCGUGACGACUACGAGACGAAGCGUCGCAAGACCCUGACCGACACAAGCGUGGGUGGCCCAGUAGGCGUGCCUCUUGCCCUUCAACCUAUGAAGGCAGGAGGCAGCCUUAUGGCUGGCCGUCGCUAA
Messenger RNA from Aspergillus calidoustus, 1188 nucleotides. The record is from the annotation of a GenBank genome assembly. Lineage: Eukaryota; Fungi; Ascomycota; Eurotiomycetes; Eurotiales; Aspergillaceae.